AUGUCUCCUAAUGCCAGAAUUUCAGCUAUAAAGAAAAGAGGAUUGUGCAUGAACUGUUUAUCAGCAAAUCAUUCAGAACGCAUUUGUAAAUCUUCAAAUUGUCGUACUUGUAAUAAAAGACAUAAUUCUCUUCUCCAUUUAGAGGAUUUAUCUUUAGAUUUGGAAGACAAUAGAGAUAUAACCCAUCAAUCAACUUCUUCGAAUAAUGAGACAGCAAUUACAAUGCAUUCCAUUAAAACUAAUGACCUUAUUCUAUUGUCAACCGCAUUAGUGUUUGUACCCGAUAAGCACGGCUAUUUACAUAAAUUCCGGGCCCUACUGGACAAUGGCUCACAGAGUAAUUUUGUAACAAAGAAGGUAUGCGAUCAAUUAGGCUUAGAAAAACAAAAGGUAAAUUUUGCAAUUAGUGGAGUAGGUCAAUCAUUACAAUCAAUAUCAAAUCAAGUUACUAUUUCUAUUACAUCGAUAAAUAAACAAUACCAUACUCAAGUGAAAUGUUUAGUCAUCAAUAAAAUUACGGAAAAACUGCCGAAACAAUCAUUUAAUAAAAGACACCUUAAUAUACCUAGUGAUGUUACACUAGCCGAUGAAAAAUUUAAUGAAACUGGUCCAAUAGACAUUUUAUUAGGUGCCGCUAUAUUUUGGGAAAUCAUUAACAAAAAUACCAUAAAGUUAGGUCGCGAUAACCCUGUCUUACAAGAUACGAAAUUAGGAUGGAUCGUGGGAGGUAACAUCACCAAUGAUUCUAAAGCAAUUAAAAACAAUUUAACGCAAGAGAUAACUAUUUGUACAAAUAUAGAACACAAUUUAGACGAUUUAAUAAGCAAGUUUUGGAAUCUUGAAGAAUGCAGUAGUGUUAAAAACCAUUUGUCAAUUUCGGAAAAGCAUUGCGAGCAACAUUUUUCUAAAACACAUAGGCGGAACGAUAAGUCCGGAAAGUUUGUUGUAAAUAUUCCAUUCAAUGAUAAUUUAGAGUUGUUAGGUGAUUCUAGACAAAUUGCUUUAAGUAGGUUCCGAGCAAUGGAAAGGAAACUUGAGUUGAAUCAAGAAUUGAAAAUUCAAUAUCAUCAAUUUAUGCAAGAUUAUCUCAAUUUAGGUCAUAUGUCUGAAUUCGACGAUACUGUAGUAGAGAAGCAAGGGUAUUACUUACCGCAUCAUCCGAUUAUAAAAAACAAUAGUAUCACCACUAAACUUAGAGUUGUUUUUGAUGCUUCUGCAAAAACAACCUCUGGCUAUUCUUUAAACGAUGUCCAAUACACCGGUCCAAACUUACAGAAUGAUCUUAUGGCAAUUCUACUUCGAUUUCGACAAUAUACAUAUGUAAUCACGGCGGACAUUUCGAAAAUGUACCGUAAUAUUUUAGUAAAUCAUGAUCAUAGACGUUUUCAAAAAAUAUUUUGGCGUUUUAAUACGAAUGAAGCAAUAAAAUGCUAUAAAUUAAAUACUGUUACAUACGGAACAUCGUCGGCUCCGUUUCUAGCAAUGCGAUCGUUACGUCAAGUAGCUACGGAAAUUAAAUCAAGUUUUCCCCAAAUUAGUGAUAUUAUCUCCAAUGAUUUCUAUAUGGAUGAUUUAUUAACCGGUAGCGACAAUCUUAAUGAAUUAAUUUCCAUUCAAAACGAUACUUACGAUAUAUUGGCCAGGUACGGUUUUGAACUUCGACAAUGGCUGUCAAAUAAUCCAAAUUCCUAUGAUCAAUUUCGCACAAAUCAUAAGUUAGAAGCAAACAUACUGCAAUUAGGUGAAAACGAGUGUAAUAAAACCCUAGGAAUGCUAUGGAACGCAUGUAAUGAUUCAAUUCAAUUUUCGAUCAACGACAAUUUAAAUAAUCAAAUUUCUAAAAGAACCAUAUUAUCGACUACAUGUCAAAUAUUUGACCCUUUAGGAUUGCUAGGUCCCAUCAUAAUCAUAAGCAAAAUUAUUAUACAAAAACUAUGGCAAUUAAAGCUAGAAUGGGAUCAACCUAUUCCGAAUUCGAUUUCAACAGAUUGGGUUAAAUUCAGAUCCGAGUUGUCAGUCCUUAAUACUUUAAAUAUUGCCAGACACGUAGUAAUUCCCGAUGCAUUAUCUAUAGAAAUGCACGGAUUUGCGGAUGCAUCUGAAAAGGCAUACGGUUUAUUUAUGUAA
Molecule: messenger RNA, 2127 nt
Organism: Photinus pyralis (common eastern firefly)
Lineage: Eukaryota; Metazoa; Arthropoda; Insecta; Coleoptera; Lampyridae
Exons: 1
Coding region: 1-2127 (708 amino acids)
Source: RefSeq, a predicted model, not a curated record